AUGUCCUCGGUCCCCUCGACGAUGCGUGCCGUCCAGAUCAAGGACGGCACCGGCCCGUCUUCCUCCCUCUUUAUCGGCGAGACCGAGGUGCCCCAGCUCCAAGACGACCAGGUGCUCGUCAAGAUCCAGGCGUUUGGCCUCAACCGCAUGGACCUCCUCCAGCGCGAGGGCCACUACCCGCUGCCCCCCGGCGCCUCCCCCAUCCUCGGCGUCGAGUUUAGCGGCACCGUCGUCGCCACGAAAAACACAAAGACGAGCUGGAACGUGGGCCAGGAGGUGUUUGGCCUCGCCACCGGCGGCGCCUACGCCGAGUACAUCCGCGUCCCCUCGAGCAUGGUCCUCGAGAAGCCAAAGGAGCUCGACUGGGUCCAGGCGGCCGCCAUCCCCGAAAACUUCCUCACCGCCUUCCAGGCGCUCCGCCACCUCGCCGAGAUGAAGCAGGGCGACGACGUCCUCAUCCACGCCGGCGCCAGCGGCGUCGGCCUCGCCGCCAUCCAGCUCGCCCGCGCGUUCGGCGCCAACAAGGUGUUUGCCACCGCCGGAUCCGAGGAAAAGGUGCAGUUCUGCCAGCAGAUGGGCGCCAACAAGUGCAUCAACUACAAGAGCGAGGACUGGGCAGAGGCGCUGGCCAACGAGACGGGCGCAAAGGCGGGAGCGGGCUCGGUCGACGUCAUCAUGGACUUUGUGGGCGCGCCCUACUUUGAAAAGAACCUCGCCAGCCUCAAGCGCGACGGCAGGCUGGUGCUGCAGGGCUUCAUGGGCGGAAGCAAGGUCAAGGAGCUCAACAUCGGGCCCUUGCUCUUCAAGCGCCUGCGCGUCGAGGGCUCGACGCUGCGCUCGCGCAGCCUCGAGUACCAGGGCGACCUGGUCCAGGGCUUUGUACGCGAAAAGGGCCUCGAGCGCCUCAUCAGCGGCUGCUCGGGCCAGGGAGACGACCACCACAAGAUCGUCAUCCACAAGGUCUACUCCUGGAAGGACAUCAAGGACGCGCACGACGAGAUGGAAGCCAACAAGAACAUUGGAAAAAUCAUCGUCACCGUCGACUAG
Messenger RNA from Pseudozyma flocculosa PF-1, 1047 nucleotides. RefSeq lists its product as uncharacterized. NCBI's taxonomy places the organism in Eukaryota, Fungi, Basidiomycota, Ustilaginomycetes, Ustilaginales, Ustilaginaceae. The transcript has 2 exons. The record is from RefSeq and is a predicted model, not a curated record. Gene Ontology annotation, molecular function: oxidoreductase activity. The coding region runs from base 1 to 1047 and encodes 348 amino acids.